GAAUGAAUGCGGCUGUGAGAGCUAUUGUAAGAGUGUCAAUUCAAUUAGGUGUCACCGUCUAUUUCGUCAAAGAGGGAUAUCAUGGACUUAUCGAAGGUUACAUAACAAAAGCUAAUUGGUACGAUGUAUCUUUCACUCUAAAUUUGGGUGGCACUAUUAUCGGAACAAAACGGUGUAAGCCGUUUAUGACUAAAGAAGGUAGAAUGAAAGCGACCAAAAAUAUGAUAUCAUUUGGUAUUUCUAACUUGGUGGUAAUUGGCGGAGAUGGUUCCUUGACUGGUGCUAAUAUUUUUCGUGAAGAAUGGCCAUUCCAUAUUAAUGAACUUUUAAAAAACAAGGAGAUAGAUGAAGAAACGUCAAAAAAGUUUGACCAUUUGAACUUGGUUGGCAUUGUUGGGUCAAUUGACAACGAUUUUAGUGGAACUGAUAUGACCAUUGGUGCUGACACAGCACUUCACCGAAUACUUGAAGCAAUAGAUUCUAUUGUAAGCACGGCAUUUUCUCAUCAGAGAACAUUUAUAAUGGAAGUUAUGGGCCGCACUUGUGGUUAUUUAGCUGUUAAAAGUGCGUUGAUGUGUGAAGCUGAUUACUUAUUCAUUAGGGAAUGGCCACAAAAAUUGGAUUGGCCAGAUAAAUUAUGUAAAAAUGUACAGAUGGCAAGAGACCAUGGUAAAAGGCUGAACAUUAUAAUAGUCUCGGAAGGAGCAGUUGAUUUAAACGGUAAUUCAAUUACAUCAGAAAUGGUUAAAAAUGUUUUAGUGGCCAAAUUAAAUCAAGACGCUAGGAUAACCGUUCUGGGGCAUGUUCAAAGAGGCGGAAGUCCCUCAGCAUUCGAUAGAAUUUUAGCUUCACGUAUGGGCGCACACGCUGUUUUGUGUUUAUUAGAAGAUACAGCAGAAACUGAACCAAAAGUCGUAUGUCUUAAUGCUAAUACAAUUGUACAUCAAUCAUUGAUGGAUUGUGUUAAAAGAACAUUGGAAAUUGGAAAAGCCAUUGAACAGAAAGAUUUCGAUAGGGCACUGGAACUUCGAGGCCAGAGUUUUACUCAAAAUUUAGUGACAUACAAACAAAUGAUACACAAAGAAAUCACUCAUUCGGAAGGGAAAAUAACUUUAAUAUUGAAUAUUGGAGGUUCUAGUAAUGGAAUAAACGCAUUGAUGUAUUCUAUAGUUCGAGCCACACUAGCAUUAAAUAACCGAGUACUAGCUGCAAAAUUCAGUAUUGAUGGAUUAAUAAAAGGCGAAAUUAUUGAACUCCAUUGGUCUAGUGUCAUCGGUUGGCUAAAUCAAGGUGGUGUUAAGCUAGGAAUAACAAGAACAAUUCCUGAUGAGGAGAUGAUGGAAAAAGUUGCGAUGCAAAUGAAACACUUUAACAUCAGCUCGUGUGUAAUUGCUGGAGGGACAGAAGCUUUAAAGACCGGCAUAAUGAUGUACGAUUACCGGAAAAAAUACAAAGAGUUUUGCAUACCUUUAAUAGUGGUACCGGUUACUUACAGCAACAAUAUACCAGGAACCGAUUUUUCAUUGGGAACAGAUACAGCUUUAAACCAAAUUGUUAAGUUGUGUGACAUUAUUAGACAGUCGGCUGAAGGUCAUAAACCUCGAGUGUUUGUGGUCGAAGUAUUAGGCGGUUUAUGUGGUUAUUUAACGUCCAUGACGGCAAUGGCGUGCGGUGCAGACGCGUCGUAUAUUCCUGAGGAAAAGUUCGAUAUCACAGAUUUAAUGGAUUGUAUAUACAGAAUGGUUGAAAAAUUUGACACUAAUAUGAUUACCCGAGGACUCGUGUUAAGAUCUGAAAAGGCCAGUGAAAAUUAUACAACAAGUUUUUUAAAAAAAUUACUGACUGAAGAAGGACAAAAAUCAUUUGUCACUAGAACUUCUAUUUUAGGAAGCAUUGCCACUGGUGGUGUACCUAGUCCAUUUGAUAGAUCAUUUGCUCUAAAAGAAGGGCAACUGGUAGUUGAGUGGAUAAAUAACAUACAAAACAAAAAUCCAGAAAAUAUGACAUUGCCAAUUUCAGCUGUAUCAUUGGGUUUACAAAGGAGUGAUUUCAAAUUUACACCACUAGAUGAUCUCAGAUUUAUUAACGAUGAAAAAUAUUCUAACAAACAGCAGUGGUGGUUAAAAUUCAGACCACUAUUAAAAGUGUUGGAAGAGCCAAAUUACUGGAAACAAUGUAUGUAA
This is a messenger RNA of Metopolophium dirhodum (rose-grain aphid), 2183 nucleotides long. RefSeq names its product ATP-dependent 6-phosphofructokinase-like. Gene Ontology annotation, cellular component: 6-phosphofructokinase complex; cytoplasm. Gene Ontology annotation, biological process: fructose 6-phosphate metabolic process; canonical glycolysis; fructose 1,6-bisphosphate metabolic process. The transcript is spliced from 15 exons. The record is from RefSeq and is a predicted model, not a curated record. Gene Ontology annotation, molecular function: identical protein binding; monosaccharide binding; 6-phosphofructokinase activity. Lineage: Eukaryota; Metazoa; Arthropoda; Insecta; Hemiptera; Aphididae. The coding region runs from base 3 to 2183 and encodes 726 amino acids.